Molecule: messenger RNA, 6570 nt
Organism: Fonticula alba
Lineage: Eukaryota; Rotosphaerida; Fonticulaceae
Product: TKL protein kinase
Exons: 2
Coding region: 1-6570 (2189 amino acids)
Biological process (GO): protein phosphorylation
Molecular function (GO): protein kinase activity; ATP binding
Source: RefSeq, a predicted model, not a curated record
AUGUCCUGGCCAACCGGAGCCGGACCCGGGGCCGGGCGGUUUAGAUCCCGGGGCCGCCGGCUCGCCCCUCGGCUGAUGCUCCUGCCGGGGCUGAUGCUGUUGCCGCUGCUGCUGCUGCUGCUCCUGGCAGCGGCCACGCCCUCCAGCCAGUCGCUCGGCACGCAGGCCAUCUACUUCUACGCGGCCCCCCAGCCGCUGGGCCUGAUGCCGGGUUUCCUGGGCUUCGCCACCCCGGUCGGCGCACCAACACUUGCCCUCACCAUGGGCACCGAUCACUAUGUGUACGUGUAUCAGCAGGCCCCCUUGCUAAGCCUGCCGCAUGAAUCCCGCUGGGGGGCCUUCUUUCCCAGUGUCUCGCGCAAUGGCAUGCUCUGCAUGCAGCAUUCCUCCGAACCGACGCACGCCCUGGAUAUGUGGGUCCUCGACUCGUCGCCCUCCGCCACCCCCAUGGUCCUGGAGGUGAGCCCGACGCAUGUCAGCCCCUGCGGCGGGGACACCGUCUUCGCCCUGCCGGACCCCGACACCGAACUCCUGGCUGCCCUGCCAACCAGCUACUUCGACGCAUGCAUCCUGGCCAUGCUCGGGUCGCCGAAUGGCCCGCGCACCGCGGCCAUCUUGCAGAUGACCAUGGGCGAGACGCACCUCCUGGUGCAGGACCUCGACCUGGUCCCGCUGACCGGCAAGGUCCUGGCCGCCAGCGUCUCCCAGCUGACUUUCUACCUGGCCGCCGAGUCGCGUCUGUUUGUCGUGCGCAGCUCCCCCCACGCGGGCCCCGAGGUCGCGGAGCUCAACGUCCCGGCGGUGCCCGCUCGAGCCAUGGUCGCGACCCGACUAUUGGACGAUGGAAAUGCCUGCCCGGCCGGGGACCUGAUCCUUCUGCUGGACGACCGCCGGCUCCUGGUGUUCUCCUGCCUGGACGACCGUCCUACCGAGGCCACUUUUAGCGCCACCCUGCCGGCCACGGCCGUCGGCUCCGGGGGCCGCUUUGUCGCCCUCCGUACCGAUGCCCUGCUCAACAUGCUGUCGUAUCUCCUGUAUGUGGACGAGCCCCCGGCCGGGGGCGGUCGCCCGGGAGUCUGGCGCAUGGUCCCGACCCCGGACAAGCUCGCUGUCACCUGGCAGCAGGUGGUGCUCCCGCCCGCGGUGGACCCCACCCGCCUGGAGGCCGUCACCCUGCUCAUGGGGCCCGGAUCCUACCUGCAGGCUCUUGUCGCCGACGGUGUGGCCCUCUUCGGGGGAAGCACCCUCGGCUGUUCGACCGACCCCACCAUCCAGUGCGACACGCCCUCCGAGAGCACGCUCUCGCCCCUGGGCUGGCAGUGUGUCCCCACCCGCGCCGAGUCUCCCUUCGCCGUGGUCGGCCAGCUGUGCGGCGGAUGCGCCCAGGGGCACUUUCUGAAUCGUCACGUCAAUGCUUGCGACCCCUGCCCGCUCGGGGCCCUGGCCUGCAACCCCUCCGAGCCGCUGGUCUGCCAGGAGCCCCUGCUGCUGACUCCCGGCUCGCCGGGGGCCAUGUCCACCUGCACCGCGGCGUGCGCCGAGGGCUUUUCGGAGCUCGCCGGCGUGUGCCUCCCGCACCUCAACACGCCUGCCACCUCGCACGCCCUCCUGGAGGACUCCUUCUCCGAUAUGAACCUCGCCCCGGGGCUGGCGGUGACCACGGUGGCUGACACGCAUUUGGCCCCGGGCGAUGGGUCGACCUACUUGAUCCCGGGCUCGGUGAUAGCCAACCCGCAGUCCCCUCGAAGUGGCGUCCUGCUGUUGGUGUCCGAUGGGUCGGUGGCCAUCAUGCCGAGCUCGGCCAUUGGCACCAUGCACGCGCGUAGCCCGCCGGUGGCCAGGCCGCUGUCGGCCGGCUUGGUCCUGCCCCCGGCCAAGGCCUAUGCGGAAGUUGGGCCCCAUGUGAAGGGCGACAUGGCCAGCCUGGGCUUUGCCCUCUGCCUGGAGGAUGGCCAAGUCCUGACUGGGACAUUGACCUGCCCGUUGGACACCUCCGGGCCGGCCCCCUACCAGGGCAUUUGUUCGACCGACGGCCCUGUGUUCCUUAUUCCCUUUUUCGGCGGCUGCACCACCCUGCGGCGCAUCGGCCAGCAUCAGAUCCUCGUGCACACCCACGAGCCGGCCCGAAUGCUGCUGAUCUUCAACGGGAAUUGGCACUGGCAGAUGCUGCAUCCCUCCAUUGAGAGCAUGGUCCACCUGCCGGCAAUGGAUCCGCCCCGGUCGGCCCCGGUCACCGGCAACCCCAGGAUCGAUGACUGGUAUGUGCUCACCCAGCCGACGGGCCUGGCGACCGGGGUUCCCGAGGGCCUCGUCGAUCUGGACCCCCGGUCCCAGGCCCUUGUCGGUGGUUUGUUGGCCGGCCCGGGCCCGGGCCCGGUGGUCGCCUCGGCGCCGGUGCUCUUGCUCACCUCCGGCGCCAUCAGCCCCGGUCGCCCGGCCUGGCAAUUGGCCAUCACGCACUUGACCACGGCCGGGGCCUGGGAGGCUGUCCUGCCGCCGGGGGAUGUCAUCCCCAGCGGGCGGACGGUCCAGCUGCCGGGGCUUCGCCAGCCGCUGGGGCUGGUGCCGGGCGGCGCGCCCGGCCCCGGGUCGCCACUGCACUUUCUAUCCGUCAGCCUGACCGCCAACGCGGAGUACCCCUCGGCGCUGGUGCUUCUGACCGAGCGCCUUGUCGGUGUCUCGCUCUUUUGGUGCCCGGUGUCCAGCGGCCCGUGCGUCCUGCUGCCGGCCUCCUUCACCACCUUCGCCGCGCCGAUUCCGGACAUCGGCCGCCAGGGCGUGGUCCAAUGUUCGAGGGCCAUUCUCACCCCCGGCCCCGGGCACCUGGUCUCGCUGCUGGCCAUGUCCGAUGUGGGCAAUCCGCUGCCGGUGCACCUGGACAUCGUGGUCGACUGCCCGGCCGGCACCUUCGGCAAGGGCUGCACCUCCUGCCAUGAAUCCUGCCUUGUGUGCUCCGGGCCGCGGGCCGACCAGUGCACCCGCUGCCAGGCCUCGAUGCCAGGCAGCCCGGGCACCUGUCUGGAAGCCUGCCCGACGGGCCUCUAUCUCGAUGCCUUUGGCGUCUGCCACUGUCACGAAACGUGUCGGAGCUGCGCCCCGGCCCUGCCCACCCCGGGGGCCGCCUACGAGUGCCAAGUAUGCCAAGCGACCGACCAUGCGCCGGUCCCCCUGGACCAAGGCCACAGCCCGGGCCAAUGCCAGGCCUGUGACGACUCGUGCUCCGUGUGCUCGGUCCCGGCCGAUGCCGAGGCAUGCACCGUCUGCCCGCCCGGUCGGUGGGCAUUGCUCCAUCGCUGCGUGGAGGCCUGCCCGGAGGAUCACUGGCCCGACGUGCCGGCCCAAGCCUGCAGGCCCUGCCUGGGCGACUGCGCCACCUGCCACACCGGCAGCACAUGCGCCACCUGUCCGGCUCAGCACUUCCUCGGCGCCGACCUGCGAUGCCAUGCGUGCGAUGGGUCGUGCGCCGGAUGUGCCCAGGCCGGCAGUUGCACCGACUGUCGAGCCGGCCUGGUCUUCCUGUCGGUGGACCCGCAGCAGGCGUCCCUGUGCGGGAGCAUCUGCCCCCCUGGCGAGUAUGUCGGGCCCGGCCGAUGCGCCACGUGCCACCCCUCCUGCCACUUGUGCGCCGGGUCCGGCACCGCCUGCCAGGUGUGCGCGCCGGGCUUCCGCUGGGCCGCCCCGGCGGCCCCGGGCCCCCAUGGCACCGGGCUGUGCGUGCCCUGCCCGGCCGGGUGCGCCUCCUGCACGGCCACCAGGUGCCUGUCCUGCGAGGCGGGGCUCCUGCUGGGCCAGGACAACGGCUGCCUGGCGGCCUGCCCGGCCGGCGCCUAUGGCACCGAUGAAUCCCGCCAGCCAUGUGAUGUCACCUGUGGCACCUGCACCGGGGGCUCGCCGGACCAGUGCACCACCUGUGCCGGGGGGCUGGACUUUGUGGACGCCGGCUCCGGCGUCGGGGCCUGCACCUCCACCUGCCCCGAGGGGCAGUACCGGGAGGAGGGCUCCGGCACGUGUGUCGCCUGCGAUGCCGCGUGCGCCGCAUGCAACGGCCCCUCGGACACGGAUUGCUGGCGGUGCCAUGGGACCGUGCUGCAGGAUGGCCAGUGCGUGCAGGAGUGCUCGCCCGGGCAUGUGGCCGCCGGCGGCCGGUGCCUUCGGUGCCAUGUCUCCUGCGACCAGUGCGCCGGGGUCCGGUCCACCGAGUGCCUGCCAGCCUGCCCGGAUGACCUGCUGGCCCUGCCAGCCGGGCAGUCGCCCGUGCGCUGUGUCCCCGCCUGCCCGGCUGGCCACCGGACCACCCCCUCCGGCUGCUCCAAGUGCACGGACCACUGUGCCAGCUGCCCGACGGAUGAGUCGGUGUGCGCCCUGUGCGAGCGCGGCUGGCUCCUGGACAGCCCGGCGUGCGUGGACUCGUGCCCGGCCAACUCCCUACCCAUGGGGGGCUUGUGCUCCACCUGCCACGCGAGCUGCUCCUCCUGCUAUGGCCCGGGCCCGGAGCACUGCCUCGCAUGCGAGCCGGGGGCCCCGUUGCUGGUGGCCGGCCGGUGCUAUGCCGCCUGCCCGCCAGGGACCUUCCGCAGCGGCUCGGCCUGCCUCCCCUGCCAUGGGACCUGCGCCGAGUGUGCCGACGGCCCGGGGCUCGAUCAGUGCACGGCCUGCCCGGCGGGCCGGGCCCUGGUGCAGGCCACCGGCCGCUGUGCGGCCCAGUGCCCGGCCGGGUGGUUUGCCUCCGAAGCCCGGGUGUGCGUCGCGUGCCAUCCCACCUGCCAAACGUGCGAGCAGGCCGCCGCCUGCCUCACCUGCCGGCCGGGGGACCUCCUCCAGCCGGAUGGGGCCUGCAGGGGCGCCUGCCCGGUCGGCUGGUUUGCGUGCCAUGCCUCGGCCAUGUGCACCCGCUGCCCGGGUGGCUGUGUCGAGUGCGAGCCGGUCGGCGCCACCUGCACGGCCGCCUGCACCGCCUGCGAAGAGGGUCGCCAUUGGUCCGGUGGUGAAUGUGUGACGCGCUGUCCGGCCGGGCAAUUUGCGCCGGGCGAUUCGCCCGCCUGCGCCCCGUGCCAAGGCCCCUGCAAGACGUGCGUCGGCCAGGGGACCUUCUGCACGUCAUGCCAUUCGGGCCUGCUCGAGUACGAGUCCGGCCGGUGUGUCAGCGCCUGCGAGGCGUCCGGCUUUGCCCCGGCGGCCGGGGUGUGCCUCGCCUGCUUGCCGGGGUGCGACCGUUGCACCGCCGGCCCCGGGCAGCCGGGCUGCGCCACCCGGCCGGAUGGGACCCUCGACUGCCCGAGCAUCGUCGGGUGUUCCCGCUGUGUGGUCGGGCAAUUCCUGGCCGACGGGGCCGUGUGCCUGGCCGAAUGCCCGGCCGGGUACUUCGGCAAUUGGGACCCGGAGCAUGGGCCAAGUGGCUCCUGCCUGGCGUGCCACCAGCAAUGCGCCACCUGCAGCGGCCCCGGCCCGGAGCACUGCGAUCGCACGCCCGGCCCGGCCGGCUCACGCUUGGGCCUGGCCCUUGGCCUGUCCUUGGGCCUGCUCCUUUUGCUGGUCCUCAUCAUGCUGCUGGUGCUGUGUAUUGUCCGCCGCCGGGCCCAGGCCGGCCUCCGGGCCAAGGAGGCCGGCGAUGCCGAAGAUGCCACCAUGCUGAACACCAUCCUCGAGAUGGCCCUGCCGGGGGCCAUUCUGGUGGACGUCGGCAUGGACUUCCGCCCACUGGACGAGAGCCUCGGCUCCGGCGCACAGGCCAGCGUCCACGCGGCCCAGUCGGUGGGCGCCGGCAUCAUGGGGCGCCUGGGCUGCCCGGCCACCGUGGCCAUCAAGCAGCUGAACCCCGGCACCAUGGACCAGGCCCGGGUGGCCCUGUUCCAGAACGAGGUGGCGCUGAUGUGGCUGCUGCGCGACGCGCCGAACAUCGUCCGGCUGUUCGGCUACAGCGACCAGCCGCCGGCCAUCGUGAUGGAACGCUACCAGACGGAUCUGGGCACGCUGCUGCACUCGGAGGUCCCGCUGUCGGACCUGCAGCUGGCGACCAUCUGCCAGCAGUGGGCCACCGGGCUGGAGGCCAUGCAUGCCAAUGGCAUUGCCCAUGGGGACCUGAAGCCGGCCAAUGUGUUUGCCCGACAGGAGGGCCCCGGCCACUGGCAUGUGGCCCUCGGCGACCUCGGCACCAGCCGGAACCUCAACUCCGCCCGGGCGUCGGCCCUGACCAGCGCCUUCCCGGAGCUGAAUGCCAUGUCCGCGCGGUACGCCGCCCCGGAGCUGAUUGAUGCCUUCCAACGGUGUGUCCCCCUGGACCGGGGGCACUGCCUGCCGGCUGACAUCUACGCCGCCGGGACCAUGCUCAAUCAGUGUCUGUCCCGGCGGCCCCCCUGGCAUGGCAUGGGCCUGGAGCAGGUCUUGGCCGCGGUGAGGGGGGGCCAGCGCCCCGACACCGCCGGCCUCCCGGCAAGCGGGCCCUUCGCCAAUGCCGGGGGGCUCAUCUCGGUUGCCUGGCGGGCGGAUCCCCUGCUGCGCCCCGGUGCCGGGACCUUCCGCCAGCAAUGCGCCACAUUCGUCGUUGCUGCUGGCGGCCUUGACCUGCGGUAA